UUGAUGAAAAUUUAACAAGAAAAAUCAGGAGGAAAUUAAUAGGAUGAAUAAUAAUACAAUCUCAAUCGUUAAGACUUUCGAUUAUUAUCUGUAAAUACAUUAAUAUGAUUAUAUUAGAACAAUAUUGACCAAAUUAAUUAAGCUUAACUGCUUUCCUCAUAGGUACUUAAUACCCAAUAAUUUAGAAAUGAUU
This is a messenger RNA of Paramecium pentaurelia, 193 nucleotides long. The record is from the annotation of a GenBank genome assembly. NCBI's taxonomy places the organism in Eukaryota, Ciliophora, Oligohymenophorea, Peniculida, Parameciidae.